AUGGAACUGAUUAUCCAGGUCAUCAGAGCAUUACACGAUGGUAUCGACAAUUCAAGAAGACAGGUUCCAUUACGAAACGUAAAAGUACCGGAAGACCACGAGUUCCUGACGAAAUGGUGGACGCAAUUAGACACAGUUUCACGCGUUCUCCGCGAAAGUCUACUAGCAGAGCAGGAAGUGACCUUGGUAUUCCCCAGCCAACCGUAUGGAAAAUUUUGCGGAAACGAUUGCGAUUCAAACCGUACCGUCUACAGAUGCUACAAAGCUUACGACCUGACGACCACGUAAAGCGUGUAUGGGCCGAACUGGACUAUCGUUUGGA
Messenger RNA from Acanthoscelides obtectus, 322 nucleotides. NCBI's taxonomy places the organism in Eukaryota, Metazoa, Arthropoda, Insecta, Coleoptera, Chrysomelidae. The record is from the annotation of a GenBank genome assembly.